Phoenix dactylifera (date palm) is the source of this 988-nucleotide messenger RNA. Its product is annotated as putative ascorbate-specific transmembrane electron transporter 1. The record is from RefSeq and is a predicted model, not a curated record. Gene Ontology annotation, molecular function: oxidoreductase activity. NCBI's taxonomy places the organism in Eukaryota, Viridiplantae, Streptophyta, Magnoliopsida, Arecales, Arecaceae.
AACCUAUAGAGUUCUUUCUUCUCCUUCUUGUAAGAUAAUCUUAGAGAUGAGCGAAAGAAGAGAAGAGAUGGGAGGGUUGGCAGGAGUGAGAGCUGAGGGGUUCACGUUUGCGUCGCAUGCGCUCGCGGCGGCGGCGGCGGCGCUGGUGCUGGUGUGGUGCAUCCACUUCCGAGGCGGCCUCGCCUUCGAGUCCACGAACAAAUCUCUCAUCUUUAAUGUUCAUCCAGUUCUCAUGCUGAUUGGAUUCAUUAUAAUUGGAAGUGAAGCAAUAAUGAGCUAUAGAGCUCUUCCUUUCAGCAAAGAAGUAAAGAAACUGAUCCACUUGAUUCUUCAUGCAAUUGCUCUUGUGCUUGGUGCCGUGGGAAUCUAUGCGGCCUUCAAAUAUCACAAUGAAAGUGGGAUCGCCAAUCUCUACAGCUUGCAUUCAUGGAUCGGGCUUGGUACGAUAUGUCUUUAUGGCAUUCAGUGGAUUUUUGGCUUCGUCACCUUCUUCUAUCCGGGUGCUUCCUUGGCCUUCAAACGAGUUGCUCUUCCAUGGCAUGUGUUGUUCGGGCUCUUCGUCUACAUACUGGCCGUAGGAGCUGCUGAGUUAGGCUUUCUAGAGAAGCUCACAUUCCUCGAGAACUCGGGCCUCGCCAAGUAUAGUUCGGAAGCUUUCUUGGUCAAUUUCACUGCCCUUGUAGUAAUAUUUUUAGGAGCCUGUGUGGUGAUAUCCACCAUUGCUCCUUACCAUGUAGAAGACCCCCAUGAUUAUACCGCUGUAUCCGAUGACUAGUACUGAUCGUUGCCUCUCACACGACCUCUCUUUGGAUUGGAUUUGCUUCCCUCCAUCGUCAUGACACCACUGCUCUAGCGCUCUGUGUUUCUCAGACUGAGCUCUUUAAUUGCUUAUUGAUAUGCUUUGUUCCGAGCAAAGGGAGGAGCGAUAUUAAGUUCCUGUGCUCUGUAAAAUUACCCCAUCAGUAAACUCAUCUUUUUCUUUUUGGCA